GAAACCCACACACAGCGGUCGCCAUAGUGAUUGAAUUUUGUUUGAUUGCGAAGAAAAGCAUCGCAAAUUCCUAAACACAAACAAGAUGAUCAUCUUCAUCAUCAACUUCCUUCCAGUUUCUCCAUUCCCUAAUUCCCCUUAAUCACAUUACAAUUCUAAAACAUGGCUUCUUUUUUCCUCCAUUAUUACAACCCAUCAAGCUUCCGUUCGUUGAGUCGCUCCUUUCGCUUGCGAUCCAAGUCUACCACUGCUCCGUCAACCUCAACCAUCUUCUCUUCUUCUUCUUCUUCUUCUUCUUCUCUUCUUCUAUCGCGCCUUUGAUGGCCAUGAUCCUCUCUCUUCAACCUUAUUCCGGAUCUCAGUUGCAGGUCCACUCCCAUAUCCAGAAUCUCGAUAUCACCUUCAACAUCGACAACGACAAUCGUCUUCAUAUUCCCGCAUGGACCCCGCUGCUUCUCGUCCCGCUGUAGUAAUCGAUAAUGGAACCGGAUAUACUAAAAUGGGGUUUGCCGGUAAUGUAGAGCCGUGUUUUAUCGUUCCUAGUGUAGUUGCAGUUAAUGAAUCGUUCUUAAACCAAUCGAGAAACUCGUCGAAGGCUAACUGGCUUGCGCAGCAUAAUGCUGGUGUAAUGGCAGAUCUUGAUUUCUUUAUUGGAGAUGAGGCGCUUGCGAAGUCGAGAUCUAGUAGUACUUAUAAUCUUAGUUAUCCGAUUCGAAAUGGUCAGGUUUAUAAUUGGGAUGCCAUGGAGCGGUUCUGGCAGCAGUGUAUAUUCAAUUAUUUACGGUGUGAUCCGGAGGAUCAUUAUUUUCUUUUGACUGAGAGCCCUCUUACGGCGCCUGAGAGUCGAGAGUAUACGGGUGAAAUAAUGUUCGAGACAUUCAAUGUUCCGGGGCUUUAUAUUGCUGUCAAUUCCGUGCUUGCUCUUGCUGCUGGUUAUACUACAUCUAAGUGUGAGAUGACAGGAGUUGUAGUGGACGUUGGAGAUGGGGCUACUCAUGUUGUGCCUGUUGCAGAUGGCUAUGUUAUUGGAAGCAGCAUUAAGUCAGUUCCCAUUGCUGGCAAAGACGUGACUCUCUUUGUCCAACAGCUCAUGAAGGAAAGAGGAGAAAAUGUACCACCUGAGGACUCUUUUGAAGUGGCCCGAAAAGUGAAGGAAAUGUAUUGCUAUACCUGUUCUGACAUUGUCAAGGAGUUCAAUAAGCAUGAUAAGGAGCCAGGCAAGUAUCUAAAGCACUGGAAGGGUAUUAAACCCAAGACUGGCGCACCAUAUUCUUGUGAUAUUGGCUAUGAACGAUUUCUUGGCCCGGAGGUGUUCUUCAAUCCUGAAAUUUAUAGCAGCGAGUUUACCACCCCUUUGCCUGCUGUAAUAGACAGGUGUAUUCAAUCUGCUCCAAUUGAUACCAGAAGAGCGUUGUACAAGAAUAUAGUACUAUCUGGAGGUUCAACAAUGUUCAAGGACUUCCAUAGGAGGUUACAAAGAGACUUGAAGAAAAUCGUGGACGCUCGAAUCCUUGCUUCUGAAGCUAGAUUAGGAGGAGAAAUAAAAUCGCAUCCAGUGGAAGUCAAUGUUGUAAGCCAUCCCAUCCAGAGAUUUGCCGUCUGGUUUGGAGGCUCCGUUCUUGCAUCAACUCCCGAGUUUUUUGCGGCUUGUCAUACAAAAGCGGAAUAUGAGGAGUACGGUGCAAGCAUAUGCCGCACGAAUCCUGUUUUCAAAGGAAUGUACUGAUGCAAAGAUCCUUGAGCUUUUUGACCUUUGGGUGGGUAGUAUAGUCCCUGACUUAUGUUGGAUCAGAUGCUUUGCCGUUUCCCCUUGAGCGUGCACCUCGGUUCGAUUGCUAUUCUUGCAGCCUUUGGUAGAGGAGAGGGGUGUACAUGGGUGAUGUAAAAUAUGAUCAUUUUGUGUAAAAUUUGUACGAAAUGUGGUUUCAUUACUUCAAUUCUUUCAUUGGGGGCCAGGUUUUUCUAAAAUUUAGCAAUUGGUCCAAAAUUUAGCCUUUCUUUUCUUCCUCAUGUAGAUGGGCGUUGAUAAAUCCUAUAGAAAAAUUCAGCAUUUCAGUGAAUUUUAUUAGAUGAGCUGAAUUGCAUGUUUUUUGGCGUUCAGCUUAGGUGAAGGUCUCAAAAAGAAAGUUUAUUUUCUUA
This is a messenger RNA of Cucumis melo (muskmelon), 2139 nucleotides long. Its product is annotated as actin-related protein 3. The transcript has 9 exons. The record is from RefSeq and is a predicted model, not a curated record. Gene Ontology annotation, cellular component: Arp2/3 protein complex; actin cortical patch. Gene Ontology annotation, biological process: Arp2/3 complex-mediated actin nucleation. Lineage: Eukaryota; Viridiplantae; Streptophyta; Magnoliopsida; Cucurbitales; Cucurbitaceae. Bases 440 to 1726 code for a protein of 428 amino acids. Gene Ontology annotation, molecular function: actin filament binding.